UAUUUUGUAAAUAUUUAAUUUUCAAUAUAUUUACUAGCGAAAUUUAUUAUUUGAUUUGAUUUAAAAUUAGCAAAUAGUGCUUGACUCAUUACAAAUUUUGGAACUGAGCCUUCAUCCGUAAUAUUGGAAGGCAUCGAUUAAGAUUUUAUCUUAAUCGAUUUAAGAGAAUUAAUCCCUUUUGUACUUGUGCUGAGAUAAUUUGCACACGAAAUUGAUGUAUUUGUCGAACACUUCAAAUCGCGCUUGAAUAAUUGACAACGAAACAGAUUGAAAUAAAACUGAUAGGUAUAUUCUCCAGCUUAAUCGCAGACGUCAUUAAGUUCUAAGAGAAACUUGGUCUGGAUCUUAUAAGAUGUACACAGAGACAAAACUUUUGUAAUAUAUGCCAAAAUUCAAAUAUUCCCAGGAUUCGCUAUCAGCAUUUCUCUGCUGAUUUGAUCAGUAUCAGUAGUUACUGAUCUAAUACCACUGCACAAGAUUUUUGGAUUAAUUGAUGUUUGACGUGCCUAAGCAAACCCUAUAUUUGCGAAAUUCAAAUAUCUGACUACUUUGAAGAUUUGAUAGUAGCAGAUUUGCAUAAAGGACUACUGUGCAUUUUGUUUAAUUUAGCAAUAUCCUUUUUUUCUGCCGAAGCCGAAAAACUCAGUCCUACAAACAAGAAUUGUUAAUAUUUUAUCUGAGGAAGAUAAGAAUAUUGUUUGAAUAUUCAAGCAAGUUUACUUGGCCAAUAUCAAGAAGUUUUGCGAAAACUUAUGUUAUAGUUGCCGAUAUCCGAAACUGCAAUUCAGAUUUGGUAGUAACAUACUUUACUGCACAUACGACGGUACGUUUAAGAUCACUUUAUUGAUCAUUUCUAAUCGCGUACUGAUUUAACUCAAAAAACUUUAGUUACCAUGAGACACUUCAAAGAAGCUCCACAAAUGACACUUAACAGUUUGGAAAAUCUAAAUGAAGGUGUUUAUUACACCAAAAAAUACAAUAAAUGGAUGAACCAGCUAUGCGAAAAGAAAUUAUCAAUGGAUGAUAUUGCUAAGGUUUUGGAAUUUGAAAGAAGUCUACAACAAAAUGCUUCAGAGAAGAAUGUGCCACUUAAUACAGAAGCAACAGAUUUUUACGUCGAUAGAUUUAUAGAUAUAUUAGCAGAACGGAGGAAUCAAAUCAAUAUUGCUGAACACAGAAAAAGAAAUAUAAUGAUUCGUAGGCCCAGAAAACCAGGCUUUAAGAGAAAAGCCAUAAAAAAAAUUACUACAAACAACAACGCUAAAAAUCCGAAUCCUUUACCUGUAAUUAAGCCGAAACGUCAAAAAGCAAAACGAAUAUAUAGAAAAAAGAAAAAUGGUCCAAACAAAGCGAUCAUUCAAAAUACUAUUAUUCCAAAAGAAGAGGCUCCAAAGAAAAAACAAAUAAAAAAAAAACCAAAGCAACCAAAAAAAAGAAAACCUAUCCAACGAAAAAAACCAGCAAAACAGCGAAAGGCAAUAAAGAAAAUAAUGCCUAUGAUUUAUUGUCCUCCCUUACCAAAAGACAAUACUCACUCCCUCACUGAUCUUAUUCAUUAUGUAAAAUCAACACCAAAAGGAAAAAAACCGAAUAAGAAAAAUAAACGAAAGGUUGUUAAUAAAAUCCAGAAACAAAGACAACAAGAAAACAAAGUCAAAGCGAUCGGUAAUAAAAGAGGAAUAAAAGAACUAAAUAAUUUUUUCCAGGCAAAAAACAAACCUGCUAAUCCGAAAGGUGUUUAUCAGAAAAAGAAACGAAAUGCUAAGAAGAAUAAACGAAACAUUUAUAAGAAGAAGAAAAAUGGUUUCGAUAGAAAAAAGAUACAAAAAAUUUUCACGAAUCAGGACAAAUGUUCCCUAUCAACGCAACCUUCUAUCAUGAGUACCGAAAACGAUUCUUUCAGUGAUGUUAAAAUGAUGGACUGGCAUAUGGAUUCCGAGGACUUUGACUACACUCCCUAUCGAACACCACAAAAUAAGAAGAAAAAAUGUCGCCCAGCCAAAAAACGUGUCAUAAAAAAAAAACAAAAGUAAUUUUAACUUAACCCGGACUUGUCGAAACUCAAAUCGUUCAUAACAGGACUUCUACAAUAUUCAUAUUUAAAUAAUGCGAUCUAUUCAUACCAAAAACCAGUUUUAAAAACAUAACCAUAUCAACAAAGUCUUUCACAUAGAUUAUAACAAUUCAACAAAAAAAUGUAACAAAUAAAAUGUAUUAAUGAAAAAGUUUU
Messenger RNA from Teleopsis dalmanni, 2230 nucleotides. RefSeq lists its product as uncharacterized. The transcript has 9 exons. Lineage: Eukaryota; Metazoa; Arthropoda; Insecta; Diptera; Diopsidae. The coding region runs from base 894 to 2033 and encodes 379 amino acids. The record is from RefSeq and is a predicted model, not a curated record.